Benincasa hispida (wax gourd) is the source of this 1575-nucleotide messenger RNA. NCBI's taxonomy places the organism in Eukaryota, Viridiplantae, Streptophyta, Magnoliopsida, Cucurbitales, Cucurbitaceae. The record is from RefSeq and is a predicted model, not a curated record.
AUGAGAGAGGAAGUUCGUGAGAAGACCUUAAGGGAGCUAGUGGAGCCUGACAUGGACCAACAUCCUUUGUGCAUUGUAUUUCCACUAACCACGGUGCCUUUCAAAUUAAAACGAAGAUUGAUCAAUUUAUUACCAACUUUCAGAGGGCUUGCACGGGAGAACCCACACAAACACAUCAAAGACUUUCAUAUGGUCUGUGUAAGUUUGAGACCCCAUGGAGUCACAAAAGGGCAACUAAACCUAAGGGCGUUUCCUUUUUCACUACAAGAUGACACCAAGGAUUGGUUGUACUAUUUGGCUCCUGAAUCAAUUACUACUUGGAAUGAACUGAAAAAGAAAUUUCUUGAAAAAAUUCUCCCAGCCUUUAGGGCCCAUUCCAUAAGGAAAGACAUUUAUGGUAUAAAACAGUUUAUGGGAGAAUCUCUAUCUGAAUAUUGGGAAUGCUAUAAAUAUUUAUGUGCUAAUGUUCCCCGUCAUCAAAUUUAUGACCAAUUACUAAUUCAAUAUUUCUAUAAUGGCUUACUUACCAAGGACAGGAAUUUAAUCGACUCCGCAGCUGGGGGUGGUCUUGCUGACAAAGCCCUCAGGGAGGCCCAAGAAUUGAUAUCUCGCAUGGUUGAGAAUAACCAAAAUUUUGGCACCAGGGCCACUGAAUCUAAUUUGGCCCAAGGAGGAGUAGCUCAAGUUAAGGCUUGUGGAGCCUGUGGAGUAGUUGGGCACGCAUCUGAAGCAUGUUCUCAAGCUCAAGUUGGCGUGAUCACCCUAACCUUAAGUGGGGAGGUCGAGACUAAGGACAAGAGCAUGACAGUUCUAACCGUUCCAAUCAACCAUCGUCGUCUUCCUCAGCUGCAGAAAGACUCAUUUCAAUGGUCUCAAGACACUAAGGCCUAUCAACAAGAGACUAGAGCAAGCAUGGCCAAUCUAAGGACUCAAGUUACAGAACUAGCUGCUGCAAUAAAUCGAAUUGAGAACAAAAGUUCUAGAAAGCUUCCUGCCCAACCAGACCAUGCCAAUGUCAGUGGUGUAACACUAAGAAGUGGUAAGGAGCUUCCAUCACCCAAGACCUCCUCUGACGAUCCUUCUUCAAUUUGUAAGACAAACAAAGAAACUGAAAAGAAUGAUGGUGAUUCUGAGACACAACCACCUAAGGAACAAAGGGAUGAAGAGCUUAUCGAGAUGGAGGUUCAAAUUAACAUUGCGCUCUUGAAUGCAAUUAAGCAAAUACCCAAGUAUGCUAAAUUCCUCAAGGAGCUGUGUACCAACAAGAGAAAAGAUGAUAUAUUGCAUGAUGAAAAUGAUGAUGUGAACACGUUAAUUGCUCUAUAUAUUGAUAUAGACUCACAUGACUUGUCUCUUGCUGUUGUUGAUGCUACCAAAAUAUAUGAACCUUCUUCUGACUUUGAUAUGUUUGACUUGCAGGUACAAGGGACUGAGCUGAAAGCUCUCCUUAGUCAUUUAAAAUAUGUGUACUUGGGAGAAAGAAAUACCCUUCCAGUCAUAAUUUCCAAAGAAUUGACACUGGCCCAAGAGGAAUCAUUGAUCGACAUCCUGAAAACUUAUAAAGAGGCCAUUUGA